AGCAAAGGUUGGCCUCUUAGCCCGGGACCUUCUCCGCAGCUCCGCAGCAUCAUGACGGUGGGCGCCCGGCUCCGAAGCAAAGCCGCGAGCACCUUCGCGCGCCGAGGGCCCCUGGGGCGAUCGCGCGGCGCCGGCGACGAGGAGACCGAUGCCAUCGUGGAGCACCUGGAGGGUGAGGACGAGGACCCGGCGAGCCAGGACGGUGCGCGCGAGGAGAGCGGACGGCGCGCGGGGACCCCGGGCGCGCGCAGAGUGCACCUCGCGGCUCUGCCCGAGCGCUACGAGCCCCUGGAGGAGCCCGCGCCAGGCGACAAGCCCAAGAAGAGGUACCGGCGAAAACUGAAGAAGUACGGCAAGAAUUUCGGGAAGGCCAUCAGCAAAGGAUGCCGGUACAUCGUCAUCGGCCUGCAGGGAUUUGCUGCGGCCUACUCCGCCCCAUUUGGAGUGGCCACCAGCGUGGUUUCCUUCGUGCGCUAACUGGAGCUGCAGGGGCAGGCAUCACCAGAAUGCUUCUGCCCCAAGGGACAGUGUGAAUCCACCAGCACUUCAGACUUGGACUCACGGGAACUCGGAAGAGGAACCCUGCUUCGUGCUCCAUUGUUGGACUGGUUGAGUGUUAGGCAGGCAUCCGCUGAGCCACUCGAUUCUCUUAGACGUGCGUGGAUUCAGGGAUCAGCCCUGCGGAGAAUUAGGCCAAGGUCAAGUUGGGGUUAGGGGUUAGGCUAGCCUUCCUGGGGCACAGGCAGGCAGACCCAUGGCAGGUCUGGGGUCUGAGCCAUGCGGGCAGUGGGUGAGUGUUGAGGGAGGAGAAUGCAGAGCUCUAAAGGGAUAGUUGCUAGGUUCUGGAAAGGUCGAGGGGGCUGAUGGGCACUGGCCUUGGCCUACGUUGAUCCUCUCCUUGAGGACAGGGAGGGAGCUGUUUGUUUCUGACGUCUCUCUCUCAACCUCCUCGCUUUGGUUUACCGAGCUGUCAUCGGGAGUUUAAUUACAGGUUUGGGAAGAAAGAAGGAAGGAAACCGUCUUUGAAGACCACGAUGCUUUGAAACCCGUGUUCACAGCUGUGUGGGGACUGUUGAAAGCAGAUCAGAGUGUGUCAUUUUCCUAAGUAUUUCAUAACUAUGCAGCCGGCAAUGAGGGAGUGAGGGCAAGUUCAGAUGAAAGCCUGGAGGCUGCUGCAGGUGCUUAGAGUCUGAACCUGGUCCAGUGACUGUGUCUGCAGCAGGCAGGACUCCUGCAGAUGUGGUGGUUAUCCAUACUGGUCCACUGCUGACUGGUGCCUAACUCCCCCAUUUGAUUGAGGAGAGAGAGAAAAAGGGACAGAGAGAGAGAGGGGGGGGGAGAGAGAGAGAGAGAGAGACAGAGAGAGAGAGAGAGAGAGAGAGAGAGAGAGAGAGAGAAAGGGGGAGAGAGAGAGUGAGUUGACAGGUGUAUUUGUAUAUUUAGAGGAGCAACCAGCAAGUAAGAGGGGCAGGAAAAAGAAAAGGAACCAAGAUGGGGACCCAGGGAUGCAUGCUUGUGAUGGGAUCUCUCCGUGCAUGUAAGGCCAGAGGAAGCUGGGGGACCAGAGCCACCAUGGUAGCUGAGUUAACACUUCUUAGGCCAGCGUCUCACUUGGAUUCAAAGAUUAGGCACGAGACCCAGGCUUGACGCUCACCAAGGAUGGUUCGUAGACUGCCAUUGAGUGCUCAGAGAAUGAGGGAAGAAGCCCUUUAGAGGCCAGGAUGUUUGGGAAACCGUACUGGUGUGUUUCACAACUGUUUUCAGAGUCAUCCAUGGAGGUUCCUCCCACCAUGACCCUUGGCCCACCCCACAGCAGGCCAGAAUCCCAACUUUGCUUCUAGAGUAUUCAAGAUCCAGAGCGGUUCUUGGGACCACUCUCCAGGAUCAGUAUCAGCUUGUUGGCCUGGAAGGCUUCCUGGGGCACACAAAGAAAGCCAAGAUGCUCAUACCCCACCCAUUGGGCCAGGCCAUCAGACACUGAUGGUAGGGGAUGGACAGACCGACAGAUGGACAGACAGAUGGACAGAAGAGGGGCAGGUAGAGGAGACAGCAGCAGUUGCCCACUUAGACCCAGCCUCCCCUCUGGAAGCUCCUUUUGAAGCUCCCCAGUCCCUGGAGCUGGGAAAUAAGUGGCCUUCCUUUAUCUCUAGUAGUGCAAGCUGGUUAUAUGCAGGUUCACAAAUGUGAUGGAAUGAUGCCUCUUUGCCACCUCCUGCUGCCACCGAGCCCCAGGGAGCCCAUGACAUCCUGCUAGGUAGGGAGACCUGUGACCCAGGAAGGGAUGAACAGUCAAGAGCACUUCCUUCCCCAGGAGUCUCUUCCUCUCCACCUCCCAAAAUCAGCAAAGCCAAGCACAUCUGGCCCCGUGCCUCCAAAUCCAGCUAAGAAUUAACUCAGAAAUGUCCAAAGUCAAAAGCUUGCAGGGGCUGUCCUGGGACUCGGCCAGGCUCGCUGGAAGGUGACUUCAGCCCUGAGCAGACUGUGUGGUCACAUCCCCUGUGUGGGACUCCUGGUUCAUGUAGCAGACCGCUCUGCUGCUUUUCUCUGUAUUCUCCUGUGUUCAGCAGCAGGGCCCACACCCUGCUGCAACUGAAUUGAAGAGCUUGGCUUUCCCAUUUCUGGCUUCCAACCUUUUUUCCCCCUGUAUCCCUCUCUUGCCUUAUGUAAAUAAAAGUCCCAGCUUGUCUUGGUU
Messenger RNA from Peromyscus maniculatus bairdii (prairie deer mouse), 2692 nucleotides. RefSeq names its product chromosome 11 C1orf115 homolog (gene C11H1orf115). The record is from RefSeq and is a predicted model, not a curated record. Lineage: Eukaryota; Metazoa; Chordata; Mammalia; Rodentia; Cricetidae.